GGGAGCCGAGGCGCGGCGGCCGCGGCGGCGCACAGCCUCGAGCGACGACGCAGCCGAACCUGGCCCGCGCCGCGCCGCCGCAGCUACAGGAAGGAUGUUACCUGCGACGAUGAGAAUGUUAGUGCUGCUGCUGCUACUGCCCCUGAGUCAGGCUGUUCCCAAGCACGGCACCACAAGGCUGGACCCUGAAGUGCAGCAUCCACCUCUACCCAACCCCUUCCAGCCAGGCCAGGAGCAACUUCAACUUCUUCAGAGCUACCUAAAGGGACUAGAGAGGAUGGAAGAGGAGCCGGAGCACAUGAGCCGGGAGCAGGUUCUCCUCUACCUCUUUGCUCUCCACGACUAUGACCAGAGUGGACAGCUGGAUGGCCUGGAGCUGUUGUCCAUGUUGACAGCAACUCUGGCCCCUGGAGCUUCUGACUCUCCCACCACCAACCCGGUGAUCCUGGUAGUGGAUGAGGUGCUGGAGACCCAGGACCUGAAUGGGGAUGGGCUCAUGACCCCUGCAGAGCUCGUCAACUUCCCCGGAGAGGCCCCGAGGCACACAGAUCUCAAAGAGCCCCCAGAGCCACAGGAUGUUGGGAGGCAGCCUCUGUUGGCUAAAAGCCCGUCAAGACAAGAAGCACAUGAAGCCCCAGGUCCCAGAGAAGAAGCUGGGGGACAGGUGGAGGCCAGAAGGGAGUCCUUGGAACCUGUACAGGAGGCUGGGGGACAGGCAGAAGCUGCAAGAGAAGCCCCAGGCCCUGGAGGGGAGGUUGGGGGACAGGUAGAAGCCAGGGACACUGGAGAGAGAGAAGAAGAGCUUCCAAGGGAAACACUGGAGUCUAAGAAAACCCCAAAUGAACUUGAGGUUCAUGCUAUUCAGCUGGAGAAUGACGAGAUAUAAACCUUGAGGAUGCAGGUUUGCACCCCUAGAAGUCUCAGUGCCAGAACAUAAGCCCCGAAGGGUAGGGUGUGUGUGUUAGGACAACGACCACCUCUGUGCCCCCUUCCUGGCCCCAGUAGUGGCAGGUCUUCCUGUGCAGCUCAGGGAGACCCUAAGUUGAAGGGCAGCUUUAGGGCCCAGAAAACCAAUAAAGAAUCAAAUG
Messenger RNA from Mesoplodon densirostris (Blainville's beaked whale), 1088 nucleotides. It is a transcript of the gene CGREF1, whose product is annotated as cell growth regulator with EF-hand domain 1. Lineage: Eukaryota; Metazoa; Chordata; Mammalia; Artiodactyla; Ziphiidae. Bases 95 to 886 code for a protein of 263 amino acids. Gene Ontology annotation, molecular function: calcium ion binding. The record is from RefSeq and is a predicted model, not a curated record. The transcript is spliced from 6 exons.